UUCCAUGCCAACAAAGGGAUAUUCGAGGUUCUGGGUAUUCGCGAGCAUUUCAAUUUCCCAAAAUUACAUUCCCUUCAGCAUUAUGUGUCAGGCAUCCGACUAUUUGGCACGGCAGAUGGCACGAAUACCGCGCAGUCCGAGCAUUUGCACAUUACCCUCGCAAAAGAUCCAUGGCGCAAAUCGAACCGAAAGGAUGAAUACCCCCAGAUGACGAACACCGUGGUUCGUCUCGAGCAAAUUCACGCGCACGCACUCUAUGUCCAAUGGCGGCUCGACGGCCGACCCGAUAUUUCCUCUGAACCCACUCGCAUACCCCAUAAGCCACAUCAUCACGUCACCCGUCAUCCCACAUGCACCUCUGUACCCUUCGCCAAGGUCGAGUCGCGCUACAGUGCCUCCGAUUUUGCGCGCACUUUAAAGGAGUUCAUUAUCGGUCAUAAACAUCCGGAACUCUCGGGCCGCGAGUUCGCGGACACCAUGUCGUUAUACACCCUCCCUUUCCGCGCUGUCUCGGUCUGGCACAAGGUAAAGUUUUGGAAUCAAGAUGCCUUCCAGCGUCAGAACGCACCAGAGACCUUGGAUGCCAUUCAUGCUCGCCCAGGCUACCGCGACUCGCAAGGAAGAGCGGUUGGCGGGCGGUUUGACACCGCCCUGGUUGAUGAGCGAGGUGGUGGCCAUGCGGGUUCACAGACUGACCGAGGCUUAGGAUACCGCGUUGGACAGGUCCGCGUCAUAUUCAGCCUGUCAAAGAAGGCUCAUCAGAUGGUAUUCAAGGACGAUCCCGACGCACCUUCGCACCUUGUCUACUUAGAGUGGUUCAGCCGCUUCAAACCCCAACCUGAGGCCAACCAUCUAUUCUAUCGCGUUCAGCGAUCGCAUACACACGACGGUUUUCGAGUUGCGGCGAUCGUACCAUUACAGAGCCUUCAACGGAGUGUACAUCUCAUCCCGAAAUUCGGGGCAGAGAAACCACCUGAAUGGACCAGCGAGAAUGUUCUCGACCUUUGUGACACCUUCUACGCCAAUUCGUUUACGGAUAGGCACACUUACAUUACUGUUGUAUAG
Messenger RNA from Rhodofomes roseus, 1065 nucleotides. RefSeq lists its product as uncharacterized. The annotation marks the transcript as partial. The transcript is spliced from 2 exons. The record is from RefSeq and is a predicted model, not a curated record. Lineage: Eukaryota; Fungi; Basidiomycota; Agaricomycetes; Polyporales; Fomitopsidaceae.